AUGCUAUCGCUUGUCGAAAUGCGACUAAAAACGGUUGCAUAUAAAAGCGAUAUACACAUUACACAUAGUCUUGAGAUUGAAACCCAAUUCAUCAGUGAGAAAUUGACUCUUUCGGAGAAUAGUGGCCUUGAACACGUAUGUGUAAAAAUUGUGCUCGAUUCGUGUAAUGUUUUUAUAUUUUCGGUGUACAUUCGGUCAUUACACGAGACAGCCAAACUUUUGGAAUUCGCCGAAAUUGUAAAGUUGAUCCCUUUCAAUGAUAAUGACAUUGUAUUAGUGUGCGGUGACUUCAACCAGCCGGAUAUUAAGUGGAUCAAAGCAGAUGACGGUGAGUACUAUUUGCCAACGAAUGUGUCAACGGAUGGUGGUAUAGCCGUAUUUGAAACGAUGUUCGAUAUCGGUUUCCACCAAUUGUCAAAUGUCGAAAAUCAAGCUGGCAAUGUUCUGGACCUUGUGUUCACAAACAAGUUCUAUGAAAUGUCACUGAUUGAAUCAACAAGACCAUUGAUAAAAUCGGACAUUUGGCACAAAGCUAUCAAAAUUGAAAUAACAAUGGAUGAAAUUGAACACACAACAUCGCAAUUAUCACAAAUAUUAGCAUACAACUCGGUUGAUUUCGAUACGAUGAACGAAUUCUUCGCUACAAAAGACACUUUGUCACGAAUGGAUCGAAUAGAUGACCUCGAGAAUGCAUUUCAAAUUUUUGAUAAUGUUCUACACGAGGCGAUCGAUUUAUUUGUGCCUAAGAUCACUGUACAAAAAAGCACCGAUCCGCCUUGGUACACAAAACCAUUGAAACACUUGAAAAACAUCAGAAGAAAAGCGUAUAAACGAGCAAGGGAGACUGGCAAUUUCGGCGAAUAUAACACCAUCACAGAUUCGUUCAUACAGUUACAAAGCCAACUAUUCAGGUCAAGAAAACGAAGUGAUAUUCCGGCUAUUGUUGAAUACAACAAUGAAACUGCGAAGACAGACACAUCGAAAGCCGAAAUCUUUGCUGAUUUUUUCAAAAGUCAGUAUACUCGAAGCGACGGAAUCGACUUGGACCAAAUUCUGAGUGAAUGUGAAGACUUAUCGUUUGACAUUAACAUCAAAGAAGUCGAUGUUUUAAGGGCUUUGAAAUCGAUCAAUGUGAACAAGGGAGCAGGUCCGGAUGGUAUUUCACCGAAAAUGUUGAAAAAUUGCGCGCACACAUUGUCGAAACCAUUAACAGCACUAUUUUGUAAAUCGUUGCAUCAAGGAUACGUUCCGGGAGCAUUGAAAAAUUCCAGAAUUGUGCCAAUAUACAAGUCUG
Messenger RNA from Contarinia nasturtii (swede midge), 1294 nucleotides. RefSeq lists its product as uncharacterized. The annotation marks the transcript as partial. NCBI's taxonomy places the organism in Eukaryota, Metazoa, Arthropoda, Insecta, Diptera, Cecidomyiidae. The record is from RefSeq and is a predicted model, not a curated record. The transcript has 3 exons.